UACAUAUGGUUUCAACGGAGAAGGCAUCGACGAAAUCGUGGCGGAAUGUGUUGGCCCCGUAAGCUGAAGUGUGUUUUUCUCUUUGCAUAUAUCUCAAUUAUGCAGGUGAAGACAAACAUCCUCGUACGUGUAAGUUCCACCUCAGCCCACGUCGUACACGUGGCGGGCUGCGGCCAGACCUCUACGAGACGGUCAUCAUCCUUCUUAUGCCCGCCCACUUCCUCCACCCUACGUGCCCUCUCCUCUGCUCCUCACCCACGACGUGUCACACCAGGUGUCCCCUCUUACCUUCUGCCACGACACCAACUGCCGCCCUCGCUUCCCUUUUAAGCGUCCUCACCAUCUUUCCAUCGCAAAAUUCACUCUUUGGCGAAGAGAAGAGAUCGUGGCACGCAUAAUGGCUUCAGGGCAACAAGUCAACAGGGAGGAGGAGGUUUCCAGAGAAGAGGAACGAGCCAAGAGGGAGGCCAUGUCGCUGGAGGAGAUCGGCCACUACCGCGCCACCGCUCAGCAGAACUCCAUCGAGUCCAUCAGGGCCGCGGAGGAGCGGUACGAGAAGGCCAAGCAUGCUGGCUUGGCGACGGUCCACCACGCCAAAGAAACCGUCGUCCACGGCCUCGGCGCCGCGGGGGCUUAUGCCGCCGCCAAAGGCACCGAGGCGAAGGAUUAUGCGGGCGAGAAAGCCCGCGGUGCAGCUGAAGUUGCUGCGCAGAAGGCUGCCGCAGCAAAGGAUGUCACCAUCGAAAAGGGCCGACAGGGGCUCGAAGUCGCAAAGGAUACCGCGGCCCAGGCGGCGGCGAAGUCGAAGGAUGUCGCCGUGAGCGCAGGUGAGACUGCGGCAGAUUAUGCAAAACAGGCGGCGGUGAAGGCCAAGGACGUGACUGUUGGCACUGGUGAGACCGCAAUGGAGUAUGCAAAGGAAACGGCCGCGAAGACGAAGGAUGUGACUGUGUACACGGGCCAGACCGCAGCGGACUACGUGAAGCAGGCAGCCAUGAAGACGAAGGAUGUCACGGCCGGUGCGGGCGAGACAGCCAUAGAUUACGCCAAGCAGGCAGUGGAGAAGGCAAAGGAUGUGACGAUAAGCACCGGGCAGACUGCUGCUGAGUUCGCGCAGCUAGCAGCUGCAAAGACAAAGGAUGCGACGCUGAGUGCAGCAGAUUACGCGCGCGAGAAGGCCGUGGGAGCGAAGGAUACAGCUGCUGAGACAACGCAGAGAACCACAGAGGAGGUAAAGGAGACCGCGAAGGCCAUGGGUCACGGAGCUAUGGAGAAGGCGGAAGAGGCCAAGGAAGCAGCAAAGGACACAGGCGGAAGAGCCAUGGGAUACACAAGUAACAAGGCAGAGGAUGCAAUGGAGGCCGCUAGGGCUAUGGCUCGGAAAGCCGUGGAGAAAGCUCGGGAAGCCAGGGAAGCAGCGAAAGGCACGGGCGAAGAAGCCAUGAGGAAAGCAAGAGCGAAGGCAGAGGAGGCAAUAGAGGCAGCCAAGAGAGCCCUGGAGUACGCAGCGUUCAAGGGAGGGGAAGAACAGGAGUACACUGACGAGAAAGCAUCCGAAGCAAAGGAAAAACGAGGAGAGAAGACCGAAGAGGCCAAGAGAAUCAUGGAGGGAGCAAAACAGGAAGCAGGAGGAGGAGAAGCCAUGGAGACCGGAGAUGAAGCUAAACACUACAAGGAAGAGAAAGCUACCGAACCACAGAAAGUAGAGGCAGGGGAAGGAGGAGGAGGAGGAGGAGAAGAAACCAAGCCAGCGAAGAUCCCUGCGGCGGUAAUAGAGGUCACAAUGCAAGAGGCGAUUGAUUCCACUGCUGCUGCCGGGGAGCUACUGGAAACCAUUGGCGUGGCAGUCACCGAAAUUGCCAUGUCUACAGCUGAUAUGAUCAUCGGAUUAGAGGCAGAAGAGAAGAGAGGUGAAUGAAUGCAUUAGACAGCAGUUCCAAAUAAUUAGGCCUUUCACUUGUGUGCUGUGUCCAGAGAUAAAAAUAGAAUGGUGGAGUUGUAUGUGGAUCAAAUGGCGUCGCGCCAUCUUUACAUGAGUAGUAAUAGUAGAUCAUGCUUGCCUAGCGAGAUGUAGACCUGCAAUAGAGCUUGUGGUGGUGGUGGUGUGGGCUCUGUAACCGGAGACUGUGAGCUUUGUCCUUCAGUUCCUGGAAUGCUCGCAUGGUUUCUACAUCGAAACCUCCUGCAAACUGGCGAUGAUGGAAGAAGAAAAAUUGAUGAUAA
This is a messenger RNA of Musa acuminata AAA Group (dessert banana), 2223 nucleotides long. Its product is annotated as embryonic protein DC-8-like. The transcript has 3 exons. Bases 398 to 1918 code for a protein of 506 amino acids. The record is from RefSeq and is a predicted model, not a curated record. Lineage: Eukaryota; Viridiplantae; Streptophyta; Magnoliopsida; Zingiberales; Musaceae.